Molecule: messenger RNA, 1254 nt
Organism: Symbiodinium sp. CCMP2592
Lineage: Eukaryota; Dinophyceae; Suessiales; Symbiodiniaceae
Source: the annotation of a GenBank genome assembly
AUGGCAGCUGCGAAGCCUCGCAAGCCGGCGACGACGGAGGGCUCUGCUGCAGACCUCAGUCUCCUGAGCCCUGGCUGCAGUCCCAAGCGAGGUCGCCGCAAGCUGAAGAAGUCCCCGCGAGCUGAGAAGGAGACCUCAGGCCUCAAGCCCAGGCGACUGUUCCAGGAAGGCUCAAAGGCUGGAUCGAAGCGAUCCUUGGACUUGGACGAGUUGGAGGAUGAUGAUCCGCAGGAUGACAAUGACCUCUUCGGUGGCAACUUCGAGCAGGACAGGAAGGCUUUGCAACUGAGCUCUCGGAAGAAGGUGCCUCGCAAGAAGGCCCCUGCUGAGCCAGAGCCUGAGUCCUCCAACGAGGCUGCCAGCCCCAAGCAGGAGGACAACAAGCCUGACGAGGAGGAAGCAGUGCAGGAACCAUCCGAGCCAGAGCUGUCUUCCGAUGCUGAGGCUACUGAGGCAUCGGUACCACGGCCGUCCCGUGACAGCAAGGCCCAGGAUGUGCGAUCCAAGUUUGAGCCCGAGCUUUUGAAGCUCUUGCUGGACGGUAUGUCUUCGCAGCUUGCUUGCAUCUCCUCUGACAUCACCUCGUUGUCCGAUGCUACGGAGCUGUUGUCGGAUCUUCCUGCAGGCCAGAAAUGCUUCAUGUCCUACUUGGCUAGUGAGUUGCUGGAGAGCUUGGGGGAGAAGGCUAGGCUCUGUGCGAAGAAGCUCACCUUGAAGGCUCGCAGAGCUGUGCUGCAGUGGCCGAAGAAGUUGAAGGACAGUCUUGUUGCCUUGCUUGUGUUUGUGCUGGACUUGGGUGAGCUGCCUGCCUAUGAGGAGCAUGCUGAGAAGGUGGACCUGCGAUCCUGGCUCCAGAAGAAGCUGGAGGAGCACCGGCUGAGUACAGAUGCGGAUAUCCGCAAGUCCAAAGAGCUCUUCCUCCAGAAGAUUGCUUUUGUGGACAGGAAGAGUCUGCAGAAUCUGCCGGUAGCAGCAGAGAAGCAAAUAGUGAUGUCCGACUGGGAGGCACUUCUGGAUGAUUGCCGUCAAGCGGCAGCGUCUGCAGGCUUGCCUUUGAGGCCUCGACUUCACGCAACUGCUGUAGCUCCCGAGGAGCCACAGCAGAUUGUGGCUUUGGACGACGCCGAUUUGGAGCCUCCGGCAGCUGACUCCACGGAGCGGAUGGAGUACACGCCUACGAAGACACUCUUCUUGCAGACCCAAGCCGGGACUGCCGGCGUUUUUGAGGUCCUCAAGGCCAGGAAAGGGACUUGA